AUGCGGUCCCCCGCGUGCGGCGCAAGCGGAGCAGGUUCCGCUGCGGGUGCAGAUCCUGGGGAACGGGGGAGCGCAGAGGCGCGGGGAGACGGGGCUACCCUGGGGGUAGCGAGAGAAAGGGGAGGCGCGGAAGCCGUGAUGGGGGAGGGGAGCGGGGAGGGGGACGGGGAGGUGGCGCAAGCCCGCGCAGGGGGAGAUGCGGACGGGGGAAGGGGGAACAUGGCGGGGGAAAGGGGGGAACGCGCAGCGGAAGCGCAAUGCGAAGCGGAGAGAGGGGGCGGCGCUGGAGGUGGGGUAGAGACGGGAGGUCGAGAGGAAGGAGAGACAGGGCCGGUGCGGGAGGGGGAGGGGGAGAGGAACGGGGAAGGAAGGGGAGCGGGAGCGGGAUCGCGAGCGGAGGCGGAGGCGGAGGCGGAGGCGGGAGCGGAAGAGGAUCUGUCGACGAUAGACCCGUGCCAUAUCAUCAGGCUCAUCCGCACACUGCUGGAGGAGGCGGGGGGGGGAGAUGCGGAGGGCAGGGGAGGGGGAGGCGGGGCAGAGGGGGCAGAGGCGGUAAGCGAGGGAGGGAGGGGUGGGAGGGGAACAGGCGGGGAGGGCGGAGUGCGGGGAGAAGCGGAAGAAGCAGGGGGGGUUGGAAUGGACGAGGGUGGGGAGGCGGGGGCGGGGGAGGCGGGUGUGCGUGCUGGAAGGGGGAGAGAGGGAGAGAGGGGGAUCGCAGGUGGGGAGGUGAGAGAAAACGGGUUGAGAGGUGAAGGUAGAAGCGGUGGUGGUGGUGGUGGUGGUGGUGAUGAUGAUGACGAUGGGAGGGGGAAGGAGGGCGCAUGGGAGGGGGAGGGAGGAGGCGCGAGGGAGGGCGGCGAGGGGAGGAGGGAGGAGGCAGGGUGUGUGCUGUGGGACCUGGCGGCUAGUGAGGAACAUGCAGAGCUUAUGGUGCGCAGCCAUGUACUGGACGUGGUUCUCUCUGUGCUCGCCUCUCCUUCAUCACCACGACUCAAGGAGAUCUGCAUGGGGCUGCUUGCCAACCUGGCAUGCCACGUGGCGCCAGCACACAGCAUGGCUGCCAUGGGCAUGGGCGGCAGCGACAGUGCGGCGCCCAGCAGCAUGAUGCAUGCGGUGGUGGGGGUGCUGAUGGGGGAGGACGACCCCCCCUGCCUCACUGAGACCUGCCGGCUGUUAGGCACGGUGCUGCGCGGUGCAGAGUCAGAGGCAUGGGCGACAUUCCUGGCAGGCUCUGCUCCUGACUGCCUGCCGCGGGUGCUCUGGAUCGCUGCCAACACCCUGCACCCACAACUGCUGCGCAAGUGCACGGAUCUGCUACUGGCAAUGGUGGACUCCUCCCACCCGGCAUCACGCGUGCUGCUGCCUGCGCUGCUCGCCCUGCCUCUGCUCUCCACCCUCGCCGACCUCAUUGCCUCUGAGAUGGACCGACUCGCAGACGGCUCCAGAGAUGAUGAAGACAUCCUGGAUGCGCUCCUGCAAGUGCCUGAAGCCAUCUCUCUCGCGCCCGGCCCUCCCUCCGCCCUCCUCGCCGCCCAUCCCCACAUGCUCCCCCUCGCUGUCUCUGUCGUCGCCUCGGCUCCAUCCCAUGCUGUGGCGGCAGCAGCAGUGACAGCAGCGGUGCUAGCAGCCAACAUCAUAGAAGACGACCCCUCUCUCAUCCCUCACCUCACUGCAGCACCGCAGUUUGUGCCGCGCCUGCUGGGCCUGCUCCCCUUGGUCUCAGACGACGAGGGCGCGCGCACUGCUGCGUGGUCCCUGCUGCACGCCCUCUGCUCCCACGCCCUCGCACGUGGGGGGGAGCCUGCUGGGCGCGAAGCAGGGGAGAGGAGAGAUGGGCUUGUGGGGGAGGAGGAGGCGGAGAGAGGGAUGGGGGAUUGUCCUGAGGGGGGGCAGAUGGAGCGGAUGCAAGAGGAUGAGGGGAGAGGUGAGGGGGAGGUGGGAGGAGCGGAGGGGCAGCAGCAGCAGGCACGUAAUGCAGGAAUGGCUGAAAGUUCUGAUAGAAUGGAGGGAGGAGGAGCAACGGUAGCGGCAGCAUCGGUGGUUGUGAGCGCAGUGGUGUCAGAGUAUGAGAGAAUUGUAGAUGACUUGCAGGAGCAUGAGAGGCAGGAGAGCAGCGUGUGCCUGGGCGAGGGGAGUGGCCGUGACACGAGUGAGAGGGGCGCUGACACAAGCGCGAGGGGCGGUGACAGGAGUGAGAGGGGAGAUGACGCGGGCGAGAGGGGUGGUGAGGAAGAGAAGGAUGGGCAUGUAAAUGGAGUGGAGGGGAGGGCAGGGGAUGCGGAUGUGGAUAUGGGGGAGGCGGGGAUGGGGGUAGGGGAGCAGAGGAGGGACGGCGGAGUGAAUGGUGGUUGUGCGGGUGCUGCACUGGGAGCUCACACACAGGGCCACAAGGCAACCGUAUUGCUGCUAAUUCGCCUCCUUGAGCAAGCCACUUCACUCCCCCCACCAGCCCCUAACCACGGGGGCCCUUCAUCAAUGGUAGCAGCGGCCCCACAGGCACAAGCAUGUGAACUCGGAAUGACGGGCGGAAAGGCGAUAGAGGGCGGAAUGACGGGCGGAAAGGCGAUAGAGGGCGGAAUGACGGGCGGAAAGGCGAUAGAGGGCGGAAUGACGGGCGGAAAGGCGAUAGAGGGCGGAAUGACGGGCGGAAAGGCGAUAGAGGGCGGAAUGACGGGCGGAAAGGCGAUAGAGGGCGGAAUGACGGGCGGAAAGGCGAUAGAGGGCGGAAUGACGGGCGGAAACGCGAUAGAGGGCGGAAUGACGGGCGGAAAGGCGAUAGAGGGCGGAAUGACGGGCGGAAAGGCGAUAGAGGGCGGAAUGACGGGCGGAAAGGCGAUAGAGGGCGGAAUGACGGGCGGAAAGGCGAUAGAGGGCGGAAUGGGAGGGGGAGAUGGUGGAAGAGGGCGGAAUGACGGGUGA
Closterium sp. Naga37s-1 is the source of this 2919-nucleotide messenger RNA. The record is from the annotation of a GenBank genome assembly. NCBI's taxonomy places the organism in Eukaryota, Viridiplantae, Streptophyta, Zygnematophyceae, Desmidiales, Closteriaceae.